GAAGAUGGCGGCGGUGGUACAGAAUGUGGUGAAGCUCCUCGGAGAACAGUACUACAGGGAUGCCAUGGAGCAGUGCCACAACUACAACGCCCGGCUGUGUGCCGAGAGGAGCGUCCGCCUUCCUUUCCUCGACUCCCAGACCGGGGUGGCCCAAAGCAACUGCUACAUCUGGAUGGAGAAACGUCACCGAGGGCCAGGUUUAGCCGCUGGGCAGCUUUACUCCUACCCCGCGCGCCGCUGGCGAAAGAAACGCCGUGCUCAUCCUCCGGAGGACCCGAGGCUUUCCUUCCCUUCUAUCAAACCAGACACCGAUCAGACCCUGAAGAAGGAAGGGCUGAUCUCGCAGGAUGGCAGCAGCCUGGAAGCCCUGUUGAGGACCGACCCCUUGGAGAAACGUGCCCUCCCGGACCCCCGCAUCGACGACGACAGCCUGGGCGAGUUCCCCGUCACCAACAGCCGUGCGCGGAAGCGGAUUCUUGAGCCGGAUGACUUCUUGGAUGAUUUGGACGAUGAAGACUACGAAGAAGAUACGCCAAAGCGGAGAGGGAAGGGGAAAGCCAAGGGCAAGGGUGUCGGAGGGGCUCGCAAGAAGCUGGACGCGGCUAUAUUAGAAGACCGGGAUAAACCCUACGCUUGCGACAUCUGCGGGAAGCGAUACAAGAAUCGGCCGGGAUUGAGCUACCACUAUGCUCACUCCCACCUGGCCGAGGAAGAAGGCGACGACAAGGACGAUUCGCAGCCCCCCACUCCCGUCUCGCAGCGAUCGGAGGAACAGAAAUCCAAGAAAGGACCCGACGGUUUAGCUUUGCCCAACAACUACUGCGAUUUCUCUGGGGACUCCAAAAUCAACAAGAAGACGGGGCAACCGGAGGAGCUGGUCUCGUGCUCCGACUGCGGGCGAUCAGGGCACCCCUCCUGCCUGCAGUUCACCCCGGUGAUGAUGGCGGCCGUCAAGACGUACCGCUGGCAGUGCAUCGAGUGCAAGUGCUGCAAUAUCUGCGGCACCUCCGAGAAUGACGACCAGCUCCUCUUCUGCGACGACUGCGACCGCGGUUACCACAUGUACUGUCUCACCCCCCCCAUGUCGGAGCCGCCCGAAGGGAGCUGGAGCUGCCACUUGUGUCUGGACCUGCUGAAGGAAAAAGCCUCCAUCUACCAGAACCAGAACAACUCCUGAUCCCGCUCCGCCGACGGGACGGGCUCCCCGCUGCCCUCGUUCCACGCGUUCUCCCCUUUUUUUAGGGACACACACACACACAAAACACUUCUUUUUCUUCAUUUUUUCUUUUUUUUUAAACCUUUCCCCUGUUUUUCCGUUGUUUUUUGUUGUUUUUUUUAACUUGGAGAGGAGGCGUCGGGGUUUAUUUUACUCAUUUUUUGCCGCCCGAGGGUUUAUUUCUCGCCUCCCCCGCAGCGAGAUGGGGCAAAUCCCCCCCCAACCCACGAGGACGGGGUGACUCUGCCGUGUCCCCACCCUGCAGAGUGGCUUUUGGGGUCCCCUGGGGAACCCCCUCCCUACUGAGGAGGAGGGGGGACGGGAACGACACACAUGGAUGGGACAGGGCUGCCCUUCCCAUCCCCGUUUCCCGGGUUUCCACCCAAAACGAAGCGCCCCGAUCCGGCAUCGCGGCGUGCCAAAAAACUCGCUUUUCCCCCGCCCCUUUUCUUGGGAAAAUUCGGCCCCCUUACGCCAACCGGGGUCGCGUUUUUGAGGCUUUUUUGUUAAUUCCUUGAUUUUCGUGGGGGAGAUUUUUUUCGUUCCGGUUUUACCUUUAUUUCCUUUUUUCCUCCCCUUUUUUAUCAGUUCUUUUCGCCCCGCCUCGGAGGAUGCUCCCCACAACCCGGCCGAUCCCCCCCCUCCCUGCCCAGACGAGGCCUUACACCCCGACAUCCUCCUCCGGCUGGCACGAAACGGGGCAAAAUCCCUUCAUUUUGGGGUUUUUUUUUUUUUUUCCCCCCACCUUCUCCUCCAGCUGGCGCAAAAACGGGGCAAAACCCCUCGAUUUUGGGGGGUUUUCCCUUGCUCCCGCCCGGCGCAGAGGGAGAAACGCUUCGCCCCGUCCCCCCCCCCAACCCGUUACGGUCGCACAGGGUUUGUUUUGGGGUUCGA
This is a messenger RNA of Gymnogyps californianus (California condor), 2110 nucleotides long. RefSeq names its product double PHD fingers 2 (gene DPF2). Gene Ontology annotation, cellular component: nBAF complex. NCBI's taxonomy places the organism in Eukaryota, Metazoa, Chordata, Aves, Accipitriformes, Cathartidae. The record is from RefSeq and is a predicted model, not a curated record. Gene Ontology annotation, biological process: nervous system development.